AUGGGCCGGAGCAAAGCCCCUGUCGGAGAGACGAGUACGGUGGCGCAACCAUCGACGGUGCAGCAUGUGGUGCCGAUGGAUAACGAAGGACAAGGUGAGUCAAAUAGGCACAGGAGCAAUCGAGAACGACUUGUCGACUUGGAGGCACACCUUACUCGACUCGACAAGAAAGUAGCAAAGGUGGCCGCGCAUGAGGAGCGGGUCACCAUGCUGGAGCCCGACAAUGAGGAGUCGAAGGUCACGUUCACGACGAUGUACCUUGACGAGGAUGCUAAAUUGUGGUGGAGGACCCGUUAUGAGGACAUUCAAGAAGGUCGCUAUACCAUCAACACUUGGAAGGACCUAAAGAAGGAGUUAAAGGCUCAGUUCCUUCCCGAAAAUGUCAAGUUUAUCGCAGAAUUGCGUCGCCAAAAUAUCAAGGACUUAACCGCGGCCCAGGGGGCGGCUAAGCGGUUGACCGACUACUCGACGCCGGAACACCCCAAGAAGAAACCCGUGAGCAGCAAUCCUAAGACCCACAACCACAAGAUCGUGCCCUCAGAAGAAGUCCCUCAAUGCGGUGCAGACAAAGACCUCGAAUCCGACGAAGAGGAAGAGGCAGCGGAGACAGAAAGCAUCCGGAUGGGGGCACUCCGGUUGCUCAAUGCUCUUAAGGGUCAAGUGGGGGAGAAAGAGAAGACCCCACUACCGAAGGCGAAAUCCCCCUCACCAAAGAAGAGUAAGCAUAGUGAGCUGAUGUACGUGGACAUCAAGCUCAACGGCAAGACAACUAGGGUGAUGGUGGAUACAGGUGCCACUCACAACUUCAUUGCGACUGGUGAAGUUGAACGCCUUGGACUGACACUGAGGAUGGAUGGGAGUCGCAUGAAAGCAGUAAACUCAAAGGCCCAACCUAUUGCGGGUCUUGCGAAGGAGGUGCCUAUUAGCAUCGGCUCAUGGACGGGUAAAGCCAAUUUCAUGUCAGUGCCGCUGGAUGAUUUCCAUGUUAUCCUCGGGAUGGAGUUUCUCCAGAUGUCUAGAGGGGUACCCAUGCCAUUAUUGGAUACCCUCUGCAUGAUGGGAGAUGAAUCUCCAUGUGUCGUUUCGGUGGUGCGGAAGACAACGGAUGCCCAACCGAUUUCAGCGCUCCAGCUCAAGAAGGGGGUAAAGAGGGGCGAGUUGACUUAUGUGGCGGCUUUGAAGUUAGAGACUGGGAGUGGGGACGAGACUCCGACGCCACCUGAAGUGGCGAAGCUCUUGAAGGAAUUCAAGGAUGUCAUGCCCCCAGAACUGUCGAAAUCUUUGCCUCCCCGACGAGCAGUAGACCUUCGGAUUGAGCUCGAGCCUGGCAUGAGGGCCCCGGCUCACUCUCCCUAUCAUAUGUCUCCUCCGGAGUUGGCGAAACUUCGGAAGCAACUAGAUGAGCUACUUAAAGGCGGUCUUAUUCACAGCUCGAAAGCAUCGUUCGGAGCCCCUGUACUUUUCCAGAAGAAGCAUGAUGGCAGCCUGCGGCUAUGCGUGGAUUAUCGAGCUCUGAACAAGGUGACCAUCAAAAACAACUACCCAAUACCACUCAUUACGGACUUGUUUGAUCAAUUGGGGAAGGCGCGGUACUUCUCCAAACUGGACUUGCGAUCGGGUUACUGGCAGGUCCGGAUCGCGGAAGGUGAUGAAGCGAAGACAACAUCCAUCACAAGGUAUGGGGCGUUUGAAUUCUUGUUAAUGCCGUUUGGUCUUACGAAUGCCCCAGCUACGUUCUGCACCCUGAUGAACCAACUGUUUCACGACUAUCUGGACAAGUUUGUGGUGAUCUAUCUGGAUGACAUUAUCAUGUACAGUAAAACGUUGGAGAAACAUGUUGAACACCUCUGCAUUGUCUUCCGAACAUUAAAGGAGACUCCCUCUAUGUGA
This is a messenger RNA of Ananas comosus (pineapple), 1890 nucleotides long. RefSeq lists its product as uncharacterized. Gene Ontology annotation, biological process: proteolysis. Lineage: Eukaryota; Viridiplantae; Streptophyta; Magnoliopsida; Poales; Bromeliaceae. The transcript has 4 exons. The record is from RefSeq and is a predicted model, not a curated record. The coding region runs from base 1 to 1890 and encodes 629 amino acids. Gene Ontology annotation, molecular function: aspartic-type endopeptidase activity.